This is a messenger RNA of Bursaphelenchus xylophilus (pine wood nematode), 396 nucleotides long. Lineage: Eukaryota; Metazoa; Nematoda; Chromadorea; Rhabditida; Aphelenchoididae. The record is from the annotation of a GenBank genome assembly.
AUGUACAAUAUCUUGAUGCCGUUGGGUCAGGCCAGAUCCAAUAAAAACAGUCAGUUUCUAACUGCAUUUUAUAUUAUACUAGCCAUUAUUGAUAAUUUAAUGUCAAAAAAAUGGGUUUUUUUUUUCAGUUUCCGAUCAAUUGGAAGAGUUCACGACGUCUACCUUGCCUUAUGUGGCUUUGUUUCUUUACCUUGUCCUCUUUAUUGCCACAGCUUUGAUGAUUUUCCUUGUUUGUCAAAUCGUUUACGAGAUGGUAAGAUUACUGUUUACACAUUUAAAACUUCAAAAAAUUUAUUUCAGUGUACCAGUGGUAUCUCUGCUCCUCGCAAGAGACAGCCAUCCAAUUCAGAGAAGCUUCAGAUUUUUGAUCUGGAACGUUACUCAUCUGCGGUCUAA